CUUGCAUAUUUGUUUUUGUUUUUCCAUUUGCUCCAGGUUGCUGGGUACAUGGGUGAAGACCAAUUGGGGCAAGCUCUGGAAGGAUGUGAUGUUGUCAUCAUUCCAGCUGGUGUGCCAAGGAAGCCUGGCAUGACCCGUGAUGAUCUUUUCAACAUCAAUGCUGGAAUUGUGAAGAACCUUUGCGCUGCUAUUGCUAAAUAUUGCCCCAAUGCACUGGUUAACAUGAUAAGCAACCCUGUCAACUCAACAGUCCCAAUUGCAGCUGAGGUUUUCAAGAAGGCAGGAACUUAUGAUGAGAAGAAAUUGUUUGGUGUAACUACCCUUGAUGUUGUUAGAGCCAAAACUUUCUAUGCUGGGAAGGCUAAAGUACCUGUUGCAGAUGUUAACGUUCCCGUUGUUGGUGGUCAUGCUGGCAUAACCAUACUCCCACUUUUUUCUCAAGCCACUCCAAAAGCCAAUUUGCCUGAUGAGGAUAUCAAGGCUCUUACAAAGCGUACACAAGAUGGAGGGACAGAAGUAGUUGAAGCAAAGGCUGGAAAGGGUUCUGCAACAUUGUCAAUGGCCUAUGCUGGUGCUAUUUUUGCUGAUGCUUGCCUAAAGGGACUGAAUGGCGUUCCUGAUGUUGUGGAAUGUUCUUUUGUUCAAUCCACUGUUACUGAACUUCCUUUCUUUGCUUCUAAGGUGAGGCUCGGAAAGAAUGGUGUGGAAGAGGUUUUGGGAUUGGGCCCUCUAUCAGGCUAUGAGAAGGAGGGCUUGGAAGCCCUCAAACCUGAAUUGAAGUCAUCAAUCGAGAAGGGAAUCAAAUUUGCCAAUCAGUUAUAGCAGAAAGAGUUCAUUGCAUUUUGAACCAAUGAAAAUUUUGCAUUUUUUGUCAAACUGCUGUCUCAUAAUGCCAGUGGCACCGGCUUUGCUGUUUGAAGUAGGGUAAGCCUUACAUACCAUAAGAUUAAUAUUCAAUAAUUCCCAAUUGCAUGCCAUGGGGAUGUCUGUAAACUAUUUAACUUGAAGGUGAGGAUUUUCAUUUACUUACUAGUCAAAAUUUCUAAAUU
Molecule: messenger RNA, 1049 nt
Organism: Rubroshorea leprosula
Lineage: Eukaryota; Viridiplantae; Streptophyta; Magnoliopsida; Malvales; Dipterocarpaceae
Source: the annotation of a GenBank genome assembly